Messenger RNA from Stegastes partitus (bicolor damselfish), 5288 nucleotides. It is a transcript of the gene ube2h, whose product is annotated as ubiquitin-conjugating enzyme E2H (UBC8 homolog, yeast). The transcript is spliced from 7 exons. The record is from RefSeq and is a predicted model, not a curated record. NCBI's taxonomy places the organism in Eukaryota, Metazoa, Chordata, Actinopteri, Pomacentridae. Bases 218 to 769 code for a protein of 183 amino acids.
CAUGGUCAGAACGCUGAGAGGCAGUGAACAGCAGAGGUCUAACGUUAGCUCAGCUACUCAUUACGAUAGAGACACAUUCAACUGUGAGGACGUUUUGCUGUGAACAUUUCUGGAAGCAAAUGUUAACUUUCGGAUAGUACCGUUUGCUAGACUGUCUAGCGUUUCGGAGGCUAGCUUUCAGCGUACUCACUGGUGUUCUGCGGUGGAAAUAGCAAAAAUGUCGUCUCCAAGUCCGGGUAAAAGGCGAAUGGAUACCGAUGUGGUGAAACUCAUCGAGAGCAAGCAUGAAGUCACCAUCCUCAGCGGACUCAAUGAAUUUGUAGUGAAGUUUUUCGGACCACAAGGAACGCCGUACGAGGGGGGCGUGUGGAAAGUUCGAGUAGAUCUUCCUGAUAAAUACCCAUUCAAAUCGCCAUCAAUAGGAUUCAUGAACAAGAUUUUUCAUCCCAACAUUGAUGAAGCGUCAGGGACAGUGUGCUUAGAUGUCAUCAACCAGACAUGGACAGCCCUUUAUGAUCUGACCAACAUCUUUGAAUCAUUUCUGCCCCAACUGCUGGCUUACCCAAACCCCAUCGAUCCCCUGAACGGAGAUGCAGCUGCCAUGUACCUUCACCGGCCAGAGGAGUACAAGCAGAAAAUCAAAGAGUACAUCCAGAAAUAUGCAACAGAGGAGGCUCUGAAGGAGCAAGAAGAGGGGGCAGGCGACUCUUCAUCUGAAAGCUCCAUGUCUGAUUUCUCAGAAGACGAAGCCCAGGACAUGGAGUUGUAGUAAUAGGAGGGCUCCCCCAUCCCGCCCCCCUCCUUUAACCCCCACAGAGACUAUAUUUGAUUUCCUAACCAUGAAAAAAAGCAGACUUAUAAUAUUCAUAUUUAAACAAGUUGAUUUUUUUAUUAUUAUUAUUACUACUAAAACAAGGAUUUUUAUGGAUAUCUAGCCUUUGGUGUGUUUGACAGACACCCCUCCCAUUCUGUAGCUGUUUCUCCCUGCACAGAUUGUCGCGUUCACAUUCUCUGCCUGUCAUCUCCGCAUUCGUUAGGUGCGUCAUGUAGGAACUUUCCCUGUGAACAUCUGAUUUCUUCUACUCAAAAUCUUCACGUUAUAUAAAAAGUAUAACUUUUCCAGUUUGACCUGAAUCAUAAUUUUCCUUUCCUUUUCCACAAUGCUAACUGAUUCUGACCUCCUGUUAGUCGCCGCGCUACGGGGCUGCUUAGGUUUUCGCUUGCCUCCGUGUACGACACCACAGUGCUAUCCUGUAGUCGAGACAGUAUUCUUAAGGCACGCAAUCACACACACAAAGGUGUCUGAGCGCACCUUACACACAGUGCAGUGCCAAUAGACGCUCAUAAAUCCACCUCAGAUACUUCCUAAGCAUAUCUUUUUCAACAUAUUGACCGAGACAAAAAAAAAAGUUUGGAUGCUGUGUUGGCUGUUACAUUAUUUUUUUUUUUAGUUACUCUUUGCCGACCUGCUGCAGCAGCCUGAAAAACACAUGCUUAACAAAGUUUGGAAAACAAUUUACCGCAUGUCUCCUUUAUCAGGUGAGUGGCAAUGUGAUGACAAAGACACGAUCGGGGUGCUUUGUGGAUUUGUGGCACAUACACUAGCAGCACAAACUAAUGUGUAAAAUAAGGCAAUGAAGACAGAAGUGGCUCUACUACAAAAAGGCUUUCUGGUCAGACUCACUUGGUAUUAUGGGAACUGAAAACAGACCAGAGCUACCCUUUAACCAUCUGACCAUACGAGUUCCAUAAUUCAGGAGGCUCACAUUGUGCACGAUGCCUCUGUGUUACAAUCACCUGUAUUUUUUAUUUUUUGUUGUUUUUAGAAAGCAAAGAAUUAGUAUUAUUGAGCACGAGAAUGAUUAUUCUCACCUUUUCUGGUGUGUUUAGAAAACCAGCACCAAAGUCUCAAGCAGCAACAACAAAAAUGGUCAUAUGGUUACUGAGCGGAUCUGAAGAGUGAUUUGUGACUCUCCAUUCAGGUUAGUGUUGUAUCGGUCCUCCUCACAUUCCACUGUUACUCUGAAUUUGCUCCAAUGCAUGCCCUUCAUAUUGGUCUGACCUGUGGUAUGUACCCCGACUGCAUCGACUGGACCUUCCCCACACUUUGUUCUGCUUUACCAGGAUCUCGCUAGUUUGAAGAUUUCAAAAUAAGAAAACCCCCAAAUACAUGACAUUUAGGCUGGUAGCAUUUUUUUUAUUUUUGUUAAGGGGAAUUGAUUUCACAUGUACAGAUUUGACUCAAAAGAAAAAAAAAUAGCAUUGUUGAUUCAACGUGGCGGGUGUAAAUCCAUGGAAAGAAAUUGCAAUCGCAGCUUUGACUGUUUCUUCCUUUUCUUGUACUCUUCACAUUUUUUUUUUUAUUUUUUCCCGAUGGGGGGGUCGACACGUUUGGCUUAUUGUUUUUUUUUUUUUUUUUUGGUGUACAGCAUAUAUCUUGUACAGUGAUAAGACACCUCUCUGUAAGCCUCAUGAAAACUCAGUGUUGAACCCGUAAACACUGACCUAGUGUGGCUCGCCGAGGCCCGCGUGGCAGUCGAACUACCUAGAGAAGCUUGAAAUGUAUUCACUUCGUUAGAUUGCAGUAAGAAUCACUGGUUGCUUUGUGGCGGAUUGUGGAUCCCAAAAGCGGGAAGAUUCGAGGCCGAAUCGCGCUUUUUGGGUGAGUCACCUCAUCACCUCCUAUCUCUACUCCCUUCUUCUGUGCCUCAUCACAAACGGAACUUGACCCACAAAAACCACGUUUCCAAAAAAAAAAAAAGUGAAGGUCAAACAAACAAACUUAAGAAAAGCACAUUGUUUUAACUCUUGACCUACUUUUACUCGCCUCUCCCUGCAAAAUUUGAUCCUGUACAAUUUGUGAUUUUGACAUUUCCCCCCACCGUUGCACAUUCUGUUGGGAACUACCCAGGGCUGAGUGGCAGAAAGGUUUAAUUUGAGCUAAUGUUAGACUUUUAUGGCUCAGGUUUGAAAUCCAGUUUGGUUGCAUCUUGCAUUGUGAUUCACAUUUUCACCCCGGAAGGUUCUUGCAAGGAUGGAAAAAUCAUGCUAAUAUUUGUUGAUCUGUGUUUUUGACAUGUCAGGAUAGUUAGUUUUGCUGGGUGGUGACUUCAACUAAACAUAUGCUUAUAUGGCUGUGAUACAGAUAGAGUUAGGUAGUUUGGUAUACUUACCUGAUAAAGAAUUCAUCCGAUUAUUUUUUAUUUUAAGUCUGUUUUGUGGUUAAUAUGUGAGAUACCCCAUAGACAUGCCUGCUUGUCUUCUUUCAGAUUCAGAGUUGUACAGAUGAGUGUGAGUGAUUUCAAACUAGGGUGACGUUUGACCUGUAGUGAGCCUGAUAGAUCUAACUGUACAGAAAUCAAAGGUUGUGGUUCAAGCCCCCUUUUUUUUUUUUUUUCAAGAGAUUUGGAUUUUUCUCCGUAAGCAUGAUUUAUACCUGUGCUCAUGAAUAUCAUCACAAUACAGACGCAGCCCUGAUCCUUUUGGUUCGUUUUUAAUUUGCCAAUAUUUAUCAGACAAAGUGUUUUAAGCUCUGGGAUAAUAAUUUUCUCUCACCGGGCCUGAGGAGGUUUUGAAUGUUAGCUUUCAGCCGUUUUAACAGUCGCAGGGCUUGUGAUCGUCAGCAUGUUCGAGGCAGUAUAAAGCUACGUGAAUGUUUUCCGUGUGUUUGUGGUGAGGUUCGUGAUAUACAUCCACUAACGGGACAAGCCUUCCCCCAUCCUUACGAUCGGCUUUUCCCCUUAAACUGCUGAUUACAUUGCGUUUAUUCACACAGAGAGCCCCCUUUUUUUUUGUUUUUGUUUGUGUUUGUUUUUAACCUUGUGUCAUCCAGCACCAUCCUUGUAUGGUUCGGCUAAAUUAUUACACUGAUGAGAACUUGACCUUAAGUUUCUUUGUUAUAAGCGACUCAGAAAUCUUGUUUUACAUUUGUGCAGUAUUGUACUCGAGUGCUGAAAAUAUAGUAUAUCCAAGUUGAGAGUUGUAAUAAAAUAGCACAUUAUGAUGCAGUGGUGCAACAGGGGACUGAUGGGGUUUUUGGUUUUGUUUUGUUUUUUCAAAAAAAAAAAAAGAAGAAGAAACAAACGGACUCUUAUGUUUGGGUAAAAUCAUACAUUUGGUUUCCAGCAUUAUUUGCUUCUGCUGAGCAAUAAAUUGAUGACGUACUCGGCCGUGGCCUGGAGUUGCUCUGCUAAACCAUCAGAUCUUUUCAGUGGCCUCCCUUGUUCUGUUUUCUUUUUUUUGCUCCCCACAUUUGCUUAUUCAGUGUCAACAGAACUGAUUACUGCCUUCAUUAUUUGAGUUCUCUUUAACUCAAGAAUUAAAACAUCCUCGAGCCAGUGAAUGAUUCUGCUUUCCACUGCAACUUGAAUUCUAAAUUAUUUUGGACAAUGAAUGGGGGGAGGGAUAAAAAAAAAACUGUGCUUUUAUUUAAUUUCCUUUCGGCUUUCUCCCCUUCACCUCUUCUGCUUCAACACCACACAGUUACAGAUAAUGUUUUAACAACCCACAGUGACGACGUUAAUGUGUCGGGAUAGACGAGGGCCUCCAAAUUUCUGCGUGAGGAAGCCCAGCGCAGAGCCAUAACUACAAACACACACUCCCCCCUCCUCGCCCUGCUGGAUGUAAUAAGGAUGAAGGGCUUGAGCUAAGUGAACGGACCGGUCUAUCAUUAAUCCAUAGACAAGACGUCCAAGGCCCAUUCUCUGUUUUUUUUUUUUUUUUUUUUAUCAGCACAGCUGCAGAGAAGCAGCACCCUGAUCCUGUAAAACCACCUCCCCCUCCAUGUGUUGACUGUGUCUCCCUGGGCAGUUGCAUGCUUCUGGUGUGGAGUCGAGGCUCUGCUUGAUGCACACCUCCCAUUCUGUCUUGUGCUUGUGUGGAUUUGUGCCCCGUGCCGGUGGCCGACCGCCGCCAUCAGGGGAUUUAACAGGCACACAGAGCAUGGAAAAUGGCAGAUUUCUUUUUUUUUUUUCCUUUUUUUUUUUUUUUUUUUUAUAGAAACUACGUAUUUGGUACCUAGUGUGUGAUACUUGAGGGUAUAAAAAGUCAAAAGGUUUAUUUUUUUGUUUUGGAAAAAAAAAAGAGUCCAUUCUUGGUCUUAUUUUUAUCACCUUCUUUACCCUCCUCUUGUUUUUUUUUUGUUUUGUUUUUUUUUCUUUGCAUUGUGAAGUGGGCAUGCUUGUCAAAAAGACAAAUGCUCUCUAUUAAUAGGCUUAUAACCUCAUAAAUAGUUGUGUAUAAAAUAAACUGUUAUAACUUCUUUUUUAAUAAAACAUUCAAUGUGUAUA